AUGCCACUAGUAAAUAAUAAAGUGGGCGAUGAAUGCACGGUCAGCACUGACAAAUCUUCGACUGAUGCAAAAGCUCUGGUGCAGUCCCUAAUCAAGGUGGUAGCAUGUCACCGUCACCUGGCCUCAUGUGUGGGCAGCUGCACAGACUCCUUGCAGCUCAGAGACGAGCUCAGAAAGACACGAGAGAGAGCCGUGGAACUGGCCACGUCCAUCUGCUCCCACCUGACCAGAACUCUGCGAGACAAGAACCUGCCCCAGGUGCAGAGGAAGGAAACGGAGCUGCUCUGGGUGGGCUUCUCCUCCAGCCUCGAACUUCUGCACCUGGACAUGUGUAAGGUCUUCAAGAUGGCUGAUACUUUUACUCUGGCCGAUAACGUCUCCCUGGUGCAGACAGGAUUACAAGGAGGGGCGUGUGAGGUAUGUGCCAGAGCUCUGAGUGUAGCAGACCUUCAGCAGACCGAGAGCACAGCGCCUCCUGCUGAUUUGGAAGGGCAGGAGCGCUGCAGCCUGGAGCAGGACAUCAGCCAGAUGGAUCACAUGAUCGACGACAUGGAGACCAAGGUGAACGUGCUUCGCUGGAUGGUGGAGCCUCAAGGGCCGCAGUUUCCUCUCUGCAGCACAGACAGCUCUUCCAUGGCCCUGUUGUCUGUGGAUGAGGAGAGUCCCGGGACAGAGGAGGGACCUAAGCCCCUGUGUCAGCGCAGCCUGGUGUUUGUGCUGCUCAUGUUGUGUGGUGUGGUCGCUGUGGCCACCACUCUGUCCAUCUGCAUUGUCUUCUUCUCAUGA
This is a messenger RNA of Knipowitschia caucasica, 786 nucleotides long. NCBI's taxonomy places the organism in Eukaryota, Metazoa, Chordata, Actinopteri, Gobiiformes, Gobiidae. The record is from the annotation of a GenBank genome assembly.